AUGAACCCAAAUGAAAAAUAUUUGGGUACUCCACUGCUCAUUGGCAAGAAUAAACAACAAUGCUUCACUCAUUUACAAGAGAAAGUCAAGAAUAGGCUCUCUAUUUGGGGAGGGAGUACUUUGUCUCAAUGUGGAAAGUCUCAAAUGAUUAAAACUGUCACUAACACCAUUCCUACUUAUACAAUGAGAUGCCUACAGAUUCAUGUGGAAGUCGUUAACAAUAUUAAUGCUUUGCAAAGGGACUUUUGGUGGGGUUUUGAUGAGAAGAAGGGUACUUAUAGUAUUUCAUGGAAGUAUCUUAAAAGACAUAAGGAUAUUGGUGGACAAGGUUUCAGAGAUUUGAGAAUUCUAAAUCAAGCUCUACUUAUUAGAGCAGCUUGGAGAAUUUGCACAAACUCAGAUGCUUUAUGGGUUAAGUGCAUGUCUGCAAAAUAUUUUCCUUAUACAAGUAUGCUACAUGCUAGUAAAAAGAAUGUCUGUUCUUGGGCUUGGAAGGGGGUGCAGAAGAAUAUAGAGUUCAUAAAACAACACAAUUGUUGGAGAUUUGGUUCAGGAGAUCAUAUAAAGAUAUGGAUUGAUGUUUGGAUUAUUGGGAUGGAUUCCCCACCCAUUCCAAAGCAAGAAGUUGUGGAUAGUGAAAAUUUUGUGUGGGUUAAGGAUUUAUUCAUGCCAAAUGCUAGGCAGUGA
Molecule: messenger RNA, 687 nt
Organism: Papaver somniferum (opium poppy)
Lineage: Eukaryota; Viridiplantae; Streptophyta; Magnoliopsida; Ranunculales; Papaveraceae
Exons: 1
Coding region: 1-687 (228 amino acids)
Source: RefSeq, a predicted model, not a curated record